Molecule: messenger RNA, 4391 nt
Organism: Equus quagga
Lineage: Eukaryota; Metazoa; Chordata; Mammalia; Perissodactyla; Equidae
Gene: ASB15
Product: ankyrin repeat and SOCS box containing 15
Exons: 11
Coding region: 185-1951 (588 amino acids)
Biological process (GO): intracellular signal transduction
Cellular component (GO): cytoplasm
Molecular function (GO): protein binding
Source: RefSeq, a predicted model, not a curated record
UGAGUACUUAAUUUUAGCUAUGCAGAGGAACACAUUGGCUCCCAGGCACUUCCUCUGGUUUAGGAAGGCAAGGCCCUGGAUAAGAAUGACAAGACGAUCAUUCCAAAAGGACAAAUCCUGAUGAUUCGCUCUGGGACUUCCAGUAGAUGAGCUCUUCACUCAAAAACUGUAGCGGUUUUCAGUCAUGGAUACUAAUGAUGACCCUGAUGAAGACCAUCUUGCAAGUUAUGAUAUUCAGCUCAGUAUUCAAGAAUCCAUAGAAGCCAGCAAGACUGUAUUUUAUCCUGAAAGAUUUGUACCACUAAGUGAUCAAAACAGAAAAAUUGUGGAGGCCAUAAAACAAGGUCACAUUCUUCAGCUCCAGGAGUAUGUGAAAUAUAAAUAUGCAUUGGAUGAAGCUAACGAAAAAGGAUGGUUUCCAUUGCAUGAAGCUGUUGUUCAACCUAUUCAACAAAUACUUGAAGUUGUUCUGGAUGCAUCCUAUAAGACACUCUGGGAGUUCAAGACCUCUGAUGGAGAAACACCCUUGACUCUGGCAGUCAAAGCUGGUCUGGUGGAAAAUGUAAGAACUUUACUAGAAAAGGGAGUGUGGCCAAACACCAAAAACGACAAAGGAGAGACGCCCCUUCUGAUUGCUGUGAAAAAGGGCUCCUAUGACAUGGUGUCUGCUUUGCUUAAACACAACACCAACCUUGACCAGCCCUGUGUCAAGCGAUGGUCGGCAAUGCAUGAAGCAGCCAAACAAGGCCGCAAAGAUAUCAUAGCUCUGCUACUAAAACACGGAGGCAAUGUCCACCUGAGAGACGGAUUUGGAGUCACACCAUUAGGUGUUGCCGCCGAGUAUGGUCACUGUGAUGUGUUGGAACACCUAAUCCACAAAGGCGGCGACGUGUUUGCUUUGGCCGAUGAUGGGGCUUCAGUGCUGUUUGAGGCAGCAGGAGGGGGCAAUCCUGACUGCAUUUCCCUCCUGCUGGAAUACGGAGGAAGUGGAAAUGUCCCUAACCGAGCAGGGCACCUUCCUAUACACCGAGCUGCCUACGAGGGACAUUACCUUGCACUGAAAUAUCUUAUCCCUGUAACAUCCAAAAAUGCAAUCCAGAAAAGUGGGAUGACACCAAUUCACUCAGCAGCAGAUGGACAAAAUGUACAGUGCCUAGAACUGCUCAUUGAAAAUGGUUUUGAUGUCAAUACCCUGCUUGCUGACCACAUUUCUGAGAGCUAUGAUGAUGAGCGGAAGACUGCACUAUAUUUUGCUGUUUCUAAUAAUGAUAUUCAUUGCACAGAAGUCCUUCUGGCCGCAGGUGCAGACCCAAACCUAGAUCCCCUCAACUGUCUACUUGUGGCAGUAAGGGCCAAUAGUCAUGAAAUUGUCCGGCUGCUUCUCUCCCAUGGAGCUAAUGUCAAUUGUUACUUCAUGCAUGUGAAUGACACUCGUUUCCCCAGUGCCAUUCAGUAUGCCCUAAAUGAUGAGGUAAUGCUGAGGCUGUUGCUGAAUAAUGGCUAUCAAGUGGAGAUGUGCUUUGAGUGCAUGCACGGGGACAUCUUUGGAAAUUCGUUUGUGUGGUCAGAGAUAGAGGAAGAGGUGCUGCCGGGAUGGACAUCUUGUGUAAUAAAAGAUAACCCGUUCUGUGAGUUUAUUACAGUUCCCUGGAUGAAACACUUGGUAGGCGGCGUUAUCCGUGUAUUAAUAGACUACAUGGAUUAUAUCCCUCUGUGUGCUAAACUGAAGGCUGCACUAGAAGGACAGAGAGAAUGGCCAGAAAUCCGUCAAAUACUAGAGAAUCCUUGCUCAUUAAAACACUUGUGUCGGUUAAAAAUUCGAAGACUUAUGGGACUCGAGCGACUCUGCCAGCCAGCCUCAAUGGAGAAGCUUCCACUACCACCAACUAUUCAAAGAUACAUAUUAUUUAAAGAGUAUGAUCUCUAUGGACAAGAGCUGAAAUUACCAUAAUUUAAAAAUAAUAUUUUAAAAUGUGAUUUUUAAAAUGGGGUUCCCUCAGAGAAUUUCUUGGAAUCAUUGGGCAUCCUUAAAUGUAUUUAAAUCCAUUGACAAUUACUACUUGAUCGUGUGUUCUUACGGGAACACUGUGUUUUACAUCUUUAAAGACCUUUACAUUAUGAUUGUUUUAAGCUAGUCAAUAUCUUGUAUUCGAAUUUCUGCUGAUUAUCUCCACUUGGAACAAGGCUUCAAACUCUCCCUAUCAAAGUGGCUCUUACAAUAUCUAUGCUCAAGUCUCCUAUGUUUAUAAAACCAUCACUCAACCACUUUCUCAAACCCACACGUCCUGCCAGUUGCUGGCCGCUUCCUCUCCUUUCUUCUAUACCACACUGCAUAGAGCUCCUUCCUGCCUGAGCUCCAAACACUGCAUCUGGCUCUGCUCCCUCCACUGCCCUUCUCGAAGUCUGUAACAACCACCUUGCUAAUUUCAGUGAGCACACUUCAGUCCUUUCUGCUGAUUCCUGUAGUAUAGACACUGUUGCCCACUCCCUCCUUGGAAUGGUCUCCCCUUGGUUUUCACGACAUGCUGCUCUCUUAGCUCUCCUCUCACCUCCCUGACUGCACUGUCUCUGCCUUCCCUCUGUGUUGCUCAUCUCCUGCCAUCUUCUCUUCUUAUGCUAUGUUCUCUGGGAAAUUUCAUCCAUGUCUAUUGUUUCAUUUACUAUCUAUAUACUGGUGACUACAAAAUUUAUAUCCAAAGUUCAGCUGUUUCUCUCACGUGCUUGAGACCUAUUGACCUGUUGACAAUUGGCCUAAAGGACGGUUGAACACAAGGACACCUCGAAUUCAACAUGUCCCAGAAAGAACUCACUAACUUCCUCCACAAAGUGGCUCCUCCUCUUACGUUCUCUAGCUCAACAGUCAGCCCAAUUAUCAAUUCAGUUUCCUGAGUCAAAAGCCUGGGCAUCAGCCUUGAUCAUCCCAGUUUCUUUACCCCAUAUAACAAAUCACCGAAUCCUGGUAAGUUUGUCUCUUCUUCUACUCAGUUUCCUGCAUUUGGCCCUAAUUCCAGCUAUUGUCUCAUUUUCCUGGGAUUCUAUGGUGCCACGUAACUGGCCUUCCUCCCUGCUGUCUUGCCCCAUCUAACACACAUUCUACGCACAACAUCCCAGAGUGAUCUUUUACAAAUGUAAGUGGAGUUUCAGUCCCCUGCUUAAAAUCAUUCCCAUUGCUCUUAGGAUAAAGUCCAAAGGCCUUCCAUGGCCCUUCAGGAUCGAACUCCUUGCCUUCCUCCUUAGCCUUAUCUUUUCACGUCUCCCUCUCCCCUCCCCUUUAACCAUGUUAAACCCCUUUUAGAAGUCUAUUCUUUGAACAAUGAUUCCCAGACUUUUAGAUUUUAUACAUCAGUAGUUUCUGUUUUGCUAAUUUAAAAAAUAAGGUCAUCUAUUAAAAACAAUUUGUCAUCCACUAUUACCGUCAUUUCAUAAAAGAGGAGCGAUUUGAAUGCCAGAAAAUAAGAUGACCUUAAAUUCAAUCACUAAAAUUGAAUGACUUUAGCUUUGAAAAGACUUACCACUCUGUCUUCAUUUCCCCAUUGAUGGGUGAAAAUAUUAUUCUGGACUAACAAGUAUUUGAGGUUCUUUGUUUGGGAACCACUGCUGUUGAAUAGACCAUGCUCUCUUGCACCUCAGGCUCUUUGCAUUUUCCUCUCCCUCUGCCUGGAAUCCUCUUUCCAUCUCCUUCUUACUCUGUCUGCCCCUUGUCCUACAGGUCUCAGCUUAGAUGUUGCUUCCUGUAGGAUGGGAGGCCCCAACACAGCACUUCUCAUACUAUUAUAGGCACCUGUGUUCUCAUCUGCCUGCCGCACUAGACUAUAAUUAUGAGGGCAGGGUCUAUGUCUGUUUUGUUUUCCAGGGUUUUCUUAGGGCCAAAUACAUUCCCUAGAACAUAGAGAGAGUUCAAAAAUUAUUUGUUGAAUAUUUUGAAUGAGUGAAUGUUAUAUAAAACCUAGACAAAAAUAAUCAGUGACCUCAUGGUAAAAUGAUAAUUUUGAAUCUCUGAAUUGGUUAUGUAACCUUAAUGAUGUAAUUAUUUAGAUUUAUUUUUCUUAGGUUUUAAUAAUAUGUUUUUCUUAUAUUUAUUUUUAUCUUAGAGUUACUGUAUUCUUUCAAUAGUAAUUCUUCACUAGUUUGUGCAUUUUUCAGAUUGUAUUUAGCUCUAGUUAUCUUUGGAAGAUAAAUAAGUACGAAAAACACUGUAUAGUUAUUGCUAUAGUUUUAACCUCUUGUAUUCCCUAGAGGAUAUAUUUUUAUAUAAAUUAAACUGUAAUGUAUUUAAUUUGAACUAUACUAUUUUGUGUAUAAGAUUUCAUGAUUCCUGUCUUGCUCUCCUAGUUGUCACUAAAAUGCAUUGCUGCCUAUAAAUAUUGCUCUAAAUAAAUAAAAAAUACUAA